UCAUCAAUACACUUAGUAUUGUCACCUUUAAGACAAAAGCUUAUAAAUUCUUCCAUGACCUUGAGUUCAAGGAGAGCCUAAUACCUGGUACCAUUGAGGAAAUUUCAAGUUGUUAAAUUUGGUAUAACUUGCAGUGCAUUAAAUCUAACUUAGUCUGGCAGUUAUAUUAUAUUUUUAAAUUCCUUGUUACUCUUAUUUCAUUUUACUUUGACUGAUUGGGCUCGUUCAGAUUUACUAAGUUAUGCUAAGAUCUUGGCAUAUCCUAUAGAAUAAAAUGGCUGACAACUGAAUAAAGCUGAAAGUGUUUUAGAAAUAAAUAUAGAUAAUUUUUUCAUGGACAGGCUAACUUUGUCUGACUAAAAGAAAGAAAGUAUACAUUAAAUGAAUGUCAUUUUUGUUUUUAUAACCUUUGUUUAUAAUAAAUAAAGUGUUUAAAUUCGGUGUUGUGAAUUUUCAUAAAAAAUAUAAUUAACCUUGGUGCUUUAAAUAAAUGGAUAAUAUUUUUGAACAUUUAAUAGUUGAUGAAAUUUUAUUUGAUCAAGUGGAGCAAAAUCUCCGAAAUGGAUUUUAUCAAUUUCUCGGACUUGUUAAUGGUGAGAUGAUGGAUGAUUUUAUUUUAUUAGAUGGUGAUUUGAAUGGAGAUCCCGAAUUAGAUGUACGUGGUGAUGCUCCAGCUAGAAUCCUAAAUUUUUAUGAAGAAGUGAUUCCGCAGUAUGAUGAUGAGCAGUUUAAGUCUCACUUUCGGAUGUCGCGAGAAGUUUUUCAAGAACUGAGUAAUAUUAUUGAGCAAUAUAUCCGCCGUCCUAAUAAUGCAAUACCAUUAGAAAAAAAAAUUCUAAUGACCUUGUGGGUUCUGGCUACUCCAGAAAGUUUUCGUUCUGUAGCUGAUAGAUUUAAUUUUUCUAAAAGUACUGGACAUUCAAUAUUUAAAGAAAUAAUAAUUAUUAUAGCAAAUGAUUUACUUCCACAAUUUAUUGUGUGGCCAAAUGCUGAGGAGUCUGCAGAAAUUGAAAACGCUUUUUUAAAUAAACCUGGUGGAUUUCCUGGCAUUGUCGGUGCCGUCGAUGGUUGUCACAUUAAUAUCAAACAACCUCCUGGAAACCCUAACGACUAUUACAAUCGAAAAGGAAGCCAUUCAGUUAUUUUACAAGAUACAUAUGAUCACGAGGGUAAAUUUAUCGAUAUUUUGGUUGGACGUCCUGGAAGAGCUCAUGAUUCACCAGUAUUCAAAAGUUCGCCAUUAUAUGCUAAAAUAACUAACCCAGAAAAUCCUUUAUUAGGACAAAAUCAGCAUAUUUUAGCAGAUUCAGCGUAUCCACUGAUGAUUCAUAUUUUGACUCCAUUUAAAGACAAUGGCCAUUUAAGCCCAUUACAAUUAAAAUAUAAUGUAAGACAUGCUUCAUUACGAUCUGUAAUAGAACGUGCAUUUGGAAUAUUAAAAGUGAAGUUUCGUCAGUUGCAUUAUUUGGACGUUCAGUCCAUUUAAACUGCGAAUUUAAUUAUAGCAGCUUCAUGCACUCUUCAUAAUUUUAUUAUGAUGAACGGAGAUAGAAAUAAUAUAAAUUUAUUAAAUGUGGGACCUGACAAUGAUGAUAAUAAUGAUAACAUUGACAUAGAUGCAAUUGAUGAAGAUGAAGAUUUAGAAGAGAAUGUUGAUGCAGUUCAGAAACGAAUUGAUAUUAUGAAUACAUUGUAAAUGUAAAUUUUUAAACAAUUAAUUACAGUCGCGGAUGACAUAAAUUUGCUGCAGCAAAGGUUCAUUCACCAAGAGCAUCAUUACAACUCUGAUGACUGGGACGAUGUCGAGGAUACCAGUGAUUAUGCAUUUUUAGCCGUAGCUUAUCAUUGUCGCUUCCGCCCCCCAAAAAUAAUGCGAGCCAUCGUCAAUCGUUUCAAUACACUCUGCGAGGAAUUUGCAGUUUUCAAAGAAGAAUUUGAUGAGAACGGACAGCGACCAACAUGGCCCUACUGAGAUCUCUUCAUCAAUUAUUGGAAUGUCGUUAAUGAAAGACAUAACGCUAAAGACGUUUAAAAUCUUGAUAUUAAGAUAAUUAAUUUAAACUAAACUACGUAUUCAUGAAAAAUUUUUAUUUUUAAUUAUUAUUUUUAAUUACUAAUUAAUUGGUUGCCAAAAAUGUCAAGUGAAUUGUCAUAUUUUUAAAUCUAAUUCACUGGAGAAUAUUUAUUGUUGUUUCCAAACAUUGACUAUUCGCGCUUGCCAUCCGCCAAUAAGACCAGCUGCGACUGCUGAAGAUCCUAAAGCUACACCUAAAAAUGUUUAUUAUUUGUGCUAUUCGUUGUGUCGAUGGAGCUCUCGAGAUGCGGAAAGUCCCGAUCCGUUUGUUGCUACUGGGGGUUAGCCGGAGCAAGAAAAUCCUCACACGGCUAAAAUAACUGCAUUGAUUGAUUUUCAUAAAAUACUGGCUUCACUUGAACGU
Cotesia glomerata is the source of this 2438-nucleotide messenger RNA. RefSeq names its product protein ALP1-like. Lineage: Eukaryota; Metazoa; Arthropoda; Insecta; Hymenoptera; Braconidae. The transcript has 7 exons. Bases 491 to 1486 code for a protein of 331 amino acids. The record is from RefSeq and is a predicted model, not a curated record.